Pseudozyma flocculosa PF-1 is the source of this 678-nucleotide messenger RNA. RefSeq lists its product as uncharacterized. The coding region runs from base 1 to 678 and encodes 225 amino acids. Gene Ontology annotation, molecular function: GTPase activity; GTP binding. The record is from RefSeq and is a predicted model, not a curated record. The transcript is spliced from 4 exons. Lineage: Eukaryota; Fungi; Basidiomycota; Ustilaginomycetes; Ustilaginales; Ustilaginaceae.
AUGGCAGCAGCGCAGAGGUCAGGCGCCGCUCGGAUGCCCCAGUUCAAGCUCGUGCUUUUGGGCGAGUCGGCGGUCGGCAAGUCGAGCUUGGUGCUCCGCUUCGUCAAGGACCAGUUUGACGACUACCGGGAGAGCACAAUCGGAGCCGCAUUCCUGACGCAGACUGUCAGCCUCGACCCGCAGACGACGGUCAAGUUUGAGAUCUGGGACACGGCGGGCCAGGAGCGAUACAAGUCGCUGGCGCCCAUGUACUACCGGAACGCCAACUGCGCGGUGGUGGUGUACGACAUCACGCAGCCCUCUUCGCUGGACAAGGCCAAGGCGUGGAUCCGGGAGCUGCAGAGGCAGGCGGACCCCAACAUUGUGAUUGCGCUCGCGGGCAACAAGGCGGACCUGGCGAGCACGAGGCGGGCGAUCCCGACCGAGGAGGCGGAGCGGUACGCGGCCGACGAGGGCCUCCUCUUCCUCGAGACGUCGGCCAAGGACUCGUCAAACGUGUCGGAGCUGUUUACGAUGAUUGCGAGGAAGCUGCCGCUCGAGCAGGCCGCUGACGCGCAGCGGGGGGCACCGGGCGGCGGGCGCGGUGGCACCGUCAACCCGAGCGGCGCGGGGGGACGUGGCGGUGUCGACCUGCGUGGCCAGCAGCAUGGCCAGCAGCAAGAUGCCUGCAACUGCUGA